UUGUUUGGUCUCUUUCCCUUAGAUUGUUGUAUGUCUUUGAAAUUGCAUAAAUUACUUAAUCAUUCGCUUUUUUUUUUAACACAGCAGUUGCUUUUACUUCAGUUGAAGUCCUCCAUCAGGUGUGAAUCAAUAUACGUCACAGCUUGCUGGCUGUCCUCCUUUUCUUUCAGGUCUACAAUUAAUAAUUUAUCUGGUCAUAUCGAUGCCACCUACUCCCUUUUCUCCUUUCUGCACAUGCUUGCUCGCUCUUUCCACAAAAACAGGUGAUGACUAGGUGGUAAAGGAUCUCAUUAAUGGAUGACUGAAAAGGGGAGCAAGAGCGAGGAAAGCACAGUCAUUCAAUGAAAUAGACAUUAUCCGCUUUGGAUCAACAACAGAACCAGUUGGACUGCAGUGAAAGUGACUUUCUCUGAGUCUAUUGAGAUCAGCCCUGAGAAACUUUUUGAGGAGUUUGAAUGGGAAAUUUCUGUCUCUGACAGUCUUUUUUUCAAGGCCUUUUCUUAUUUUAAACUUGAUUUUUUUCUUUGAAAUUAUUACAUUAUGUCAGGAGUCAGCAGUGACCAGCUGCACAAAUCAACUUUAAGUGUCUACUCGAACCUGAUGGAGCAUUUCAACCCAGGUCUUGAGAAGCUUGUUACACUUGGAACCAGCUACGUUAAAGCUUUCCAAGCAUUAGCUGUUUGCAGUGAGGCCUACUUCAGUGCUGUGGCUAAGAUGGGUGACCAGGCCCUUCACACACUGUCAUCUCGUUCACUUGGGGAUGUCCUGAUCCAGAUAUCUGAAACACAGAGGAGACUCACUGCAGAGAUGGAGGGAGUGUUCCAGUGGUUCCAGAUUGAAGUGUUGCAAGCGAUGGAGAACAAUAUCAAGUUGGAUGAGGAGUACAUUGAUGGGAGUCGCAGAGUGUAUGAGCUGGAGGUGAGGAACCAGGCAGAGGCUUUGGAGAAGCAACUAAGACGUGGAACCUACAGGGACUCUCUGGAGAACAGUGAAUACAUGCUGUACCUGAGGCAGAGCCAGCAGGAGAUCCUAAAGGAGGAGGAGAGGCGAUAUCGCUUCUUGGCAGAGAAGCACUGUGGCCUCACACAGUCGCUCCUGUUUUUAAUAAACAAGACUGGUGCUUCCCUCCAGCAGAAGGCAGACGGAUGGAAGGAGAAGGUGAAUGAGACCAGGGGCUCCAGAUCACGAACUCCCACGCAUUUGGACCAAGAGGCGCAGCUUCGAGGAUCAGUGAGCUCCCUGCUUCAGACAGUUGCCAGAGAUGAGGAUAUGUCUUGGGCUAGGCGUGAGCAGCAAGCACUGGGCCGAGUGCCCUCUAGAGCACCAUCGCCCCUCCCCAGUCGCUCUCGCUCCAGUUCAGUAGGGGAAUCUCUGGGUCUUGGAGCAGGAAGAGCCAUGAGAGCCCUUGUGUCUCACCCGUCUUCAUCCAACCCAAAGCUUCUGCCUUUCAACAGAGGAGAGACUGUCAUCGUACUGGUCCAGGAACCUCGCAACGGCUGGCUAUAUGGACGCACCGACAGCAGCCUGCGUCAAGGCUGGUUUCCGGCUGCCUAUGUGGCUCCUAUUGAAGGUUUCUCCAACACUUUGGCAGCCAGUGGUGGUUCUCUAAGAAGCCACAGUAUGAAUAAUCUGCUGGACACUGACACCUACUCUGAGCAGUCAGAGGGAAAAAGUUAUGGUGACAUCCCACCCCCUGCCACACCCAACCGCAGAGCCUCUGUAGACUUCCGAGCAAUCUCUCCAGCCCCCGAGAAGAAGACAGAACCAGGGACAGAAACAAAGCCUCUGCCUCCUCCCCCACCACCACCUCCUCCACCCAGUCAGAGCCUCAGAAGGGGCUCAGCAGAUUUUCAACCAAUCUCUCCCCUCUCUGACAGAAAGGGUGACUCAGCUUCUGAUGUCCAGGCGUUAUCACCACAUGGGCCACCUGAAAACCCACUAUUUCCAAGAGGCACAAACCCAUUUGCCACUGUAAAGCUUCGACCCACAACGACCAAUGACAGAUCUGCUCCUCGGAUCCACUGAGCUGUUGUCACUCAUCCAGGUGGCGUUUGUGACUCACGCUGCAAGAUGAGGUUGUGGAGGCAGGAGACAUGUUCUUGUUGGCACCUCUGAAAGAUGAUGGUUUUUAGCCUGAUGAACAGGGGAUCAUUUAGGGAGAUUUAGUAUAGUGUUAGAUGAAACAAACUACUUGUUGUACCAAAAUGAAAAGUGACACUGUAUGGAGAACUAAAUGAUUAAAACCUUAAACUAGAAUAGUUAUUUUAAUAACUCUUUGUACAGUAAUUCAUUUGUUAUGUUGUUUGGUGUUUGUCUCCGAUAGUAAAAAUAGAAAAAGGAACAGUU
Melanotaenia boesemani (Boeseman's rainbowfish) is the source of this 2346-nucleotide messenger RNA. It is a transcript of the gene baiap2l2b, whose product is annotated as BAR/IMD domain containing adaptor protein 2 like 2b. The record is from RefSeq and is a predicted model, not a curated record. Gene Ontology annotation, biological process: positive regulation of actin filament polymerization; actin filament bundle assembly; plasma membrane organization. Bases 541 to 2025 code for a protein of 494 amino acids. The transcript is spliced from 14 exons. NCBI's taxonomy places the organism in Eukaryota, Metazoa, Chordata, Actinopteri, Atheriniformes, Melanotaeniidae. Gene Ontology annotation, molecular function: protein binding. Gene Ontology annotation, cellular component: cytosol; nucleoplasm.